AUGGUUAAAGUUGCUAUUAUCAUUUACUCAUUAUAUCAUCAUGUCUACGAUUUAGCAUUGGCUGAAAAAGCUGGUGUUGAAUCUGCAGGUGGGGAAGCCGAUAUCUACCAAGUCGCUGAAACAUUGCCUGAUGUUGCGUUAGAGAAAAUGCAUGCACCACCUAAGCCAGAUAUCCCCGUUGCCACAGCUGACACUUUGUUAAAGUAUGAUGCCUUCUUAUUUGGUAUUCCUACAAGAUUUGGAAACUUCCCCAAUCAAUGGAAGAACUUUUGGGAUCGCACUGGAGGUAUCUGGCUGAAGCAGGAGUUGAGAUACAAGUACGCUGGUGUGUUUGUGUCUACUGGUACCCCGGGAGGUGGGCAAGAAGCAACAGUUAUCAAUUCGCUCAGUACUUUGACCCACCAUGGUAUUAUUUAUGUUCCUUUUGGGUACGGUUACGCUGAUAUGACCAAUUUGGAGGAAGUUCAUGGUGGAUCACCUUGGGGUGCCGGUACUUUUGCGGGAUCAGACGGAUCACGUAAGGUGACAGAGUUAGAGAAAGGGUUUGCCAAACAACAAGGCCAUGACUUUUACAAAGUUAUUUCUAAAGCCUUAUAA
Messenger RNA from Lodderomyces parapsilosis, 597 nucleotides. RefSeq lists its product as uncharacterized. Gene Ontology annotation, molecular function: NAD(P)H dehydrogenase (quinone) activity; FMN binding. The record is from RefSeq and is a predicted model, not a curated record. The coding region runs from base 1 to 597 and encodes 198 amino acids. Lineage: Eukaryota; Fungi; Ascomycota; Pichiomycetes; Serinales; Debaryomycetaceae. The transcript has a single exon.